Bipolaris oryzae ATCC 44560 is the source of this 516-nucleotide messenger RNA. RefSeq lists its product as uncharacterized. NCBI's taxonomy places the organism in Eukaryota, Fungi, Ascomycota, Dothideomycetes, Pleosporales, Pleosporaceae. The transcript has 4 exons. The record is from RefSeq and is a predicted model, not a curated record. The coding region runs from base 1 to 516 and encodes 171 amino acids. Gene Ontology annotation, molecular function: fatty acyl-CoA hydrolase activity.
AUGAGUGAUUCGGAAAAAAAGAAAGGUCCCAGGUUUGGGGGGGACUUUUCUGAUUCGCCUACUGACAAGGUCAAGCAAUGGUUUGACGUGAUUAAUGGCUUUGAAUACAAUGGCCAUGAUGCCAUUAUAGCCAAGAUACUCAAGCUGGAAUCAGUCACGUAUACGCCGUCUAGUGAGAAUCCGCAUGAUGCUCGCACAGUCUUCAGCUUCGUGGUGCCAGAGGAACUUUGCAACAUCGGAGGCAAUCUUCAUGGAGGCGCGGUAGCAUUGGUCUUUGACAUCGCGACGUCGUUGACUAUUUUGCCGUGUGCGCGCGAAGGGUUCUGGGACGGUGGUAAUGUUUCACGAAAUCGGCCGGCGCCGGUAGGUUCAACCGUCUUUGUGGAAAGCUGGGUUGUGCAUCUGGGCAAGCGCAUGGGUCUGACCAUGGGGACGAUGAAGCUGGGUUCGAAAGAUGGAAAGGUCUGCUAUACUUGCGAGCAUGGGAAAGCGACUCUGGGCGGAUCCAAUAUGUGA